AACCCAACCUUCAGCUGAAAUCAUCAAUCGGUUUUGUUAUUUGUUUUUUAAUUUUUUGUUGUUAAUUGUAUUGAUUGUUAGUUAAUUUAUUUAUUUAAUUUUCUUCGUUUCUUCAUUGUUAGUUAAUUUGUUCUUUCUCUCUCUCACUCUUGUACCAUAAAUUAUAAUCUAAAAUGGGUGAAGGAACAACCGAAAGUGUCUAUGGCGGAUGUGAAGGUCCCAAUGCGAUGUAUGUUAAAUUACUUUCAUCCGAUGGACAUGAAUUUAUAAUUAAAAGAGAUUAUGCUUUAACCUCUGGAACAAUUAAAGCCAUGUUAAGUGGUCCAGGUCAGUUCGCGGAAAACGAAACUAACGAGGUGCAUUUCAAGGAGAUUCCUUCUCAUGUUCUUCAGAAGGUUUGCCAAUACUUCAUUUACAAAGUACGUUACACUAACAGCGCAACUGAGAUUCCAGAAUUUCCGAUCGCCCCUGAAGUUGCCUUGGAACUUCUGAUGGCUGCUAACUUUUUGGACUGUUAAUCUAUGUUCCUCUUAUCCCUCAUUGAUCCAAUUACUGUGGUCAAACAUGAAUUUAGAGAAAACAAAAACAAAAACCAAACAAAAGAAGAAACAAUUCCCUGUUUCUUUUUUUUCUUUCUAUCUUCUUUAUCUUCACUUUAUCGCUUCUUCUUUCUCUUUAAUCUCUUUCCACAAUUAUAUCCUUUUAAUCAAUAAUUUAGGAUAUAAAUCAUAAUUAACUUUUCAUCUUCUUUCUUUCUUCAAUGUCUAUAAAUAUCACUAUCCUUAAAACUCUAUUUUUUGAUUACUAUCUAAUUAACAACUGAUUUAGAAAGUUAUUAUCAAUCAAUCUAAGUAAAUAACUAAAAUAAUCAAUCCUCUCCACAAGUAUUCACAAAUAAAACAGUGACUCUAAAUAUCUUUGGGUUACUCACAGUAAUCAUAUUAAAGACGAUCGAUGUUA
Molecule: messenger RNA, 960 nt
Organism: Panonychus citri (citrus red mite)
Lineage: Eukaryota; Metazoa; Arthropoda; Arachnida; Trombidiformes; Tetranychidae
Gene: EloC
Product: elongin-C
Exons: 2
Coding region: 174-518 (114 amino acids)
Biological process (GO): ubiquitin-dependent protein catabolic process
Cellular component (GO): elongin complex
Molecular function (GO): protein-macromolecule adaptor activity
Source: RefSeq, a predicted model, not a curated record